AAAAGAAACUAAUAAAUGUCGAGUGCUGAAUGUUUUUAUUUGCUGAACGCGACUAAUGCACGUAACGUUCCUAAGUUCUGAUUGGUCGAAAUUUAUGCUAUGCACAUUCAUGUAGGUUGCACAUCUUUCUUAUGCUUAUGUUAUGUUAUAUCUAUGUUCUAUGCAUUUCAUGUGUGAGGGCCCUGAUGAACACAGAUCGUCGCUGACAACUUUCCUAACCUCUCAUACCUAGUUAAAGUACAGAGGAUUCAUAUCUCGUUUUGUGAAGUUCAGUGACGAUUUUAUUUUUCAUAUUCGGUUUCUCGCGUCAUAUAUAAGAUAGGCGAGUUUCAGCAAAAUUGAAGGCAGUGAUAAUCUUCUAAAUAAUAACCCAGGAAAUUAUUAUUGUGUAGUUCGACCACGUUAUAGAAAAAUUCUUUAUUAAAAUGAGUAAAGCUGAGAUGAAUAAUGAGAUUGUUUUAUUGCGUCAUACAGUUCGCCAAGCACGUGUUUGCAUAGUGAAUAAACUCAUCAGAGAAGCUAAACUCCUAAGAGAUAAAAAUGGAAAUGAAAAACAACGGGAAAAGAAUAAAAGAAAAGCUGAUAAGCUUAUUGCAGAAGUUCACGCGCUGAAAACGAUCAGAGAUGAUGAAAUUUCUAAAUUUGGUAUUAUGAAUAAAAAAGAAGUGAAAAAUAUAUUGCAGGAUUCAUCUUCAAGUAACAGAAACCGUAUCAUUGCAAGAGUGGUAGAUUAUAAAUCUCUCAGUAGAAGACUAAUACAAUUCAAAGAAAAAUUUCCAGAUUAUGAAAUAUAUUUAUUGGAAGGAAAGAAGAAACAUGAAAGUAAAAAAAUGAAAGUUAACAAAGUGAAUUCAACAAAAGACAUAAAAGCCUUGGCAGAAAAUCAUCAGCAUUCUCAAUGUGAAAAUUCAGAGAAAUCAAAUAUUAAUUCCAAUGAAAUUGAAGAUUUCGAACACCACUCUAAAGAUAAAGAAAUCUGUGAAAACAUAUGUGAGAAAAAACAUAAAUUGCUUAAACACAAAAAGUUAUCAAAUGAUGAAAAUAUAGCUUUGUUUAGUGAUAAGUUACCACAGCUAGUAGAAGAUAAUAUAUUAGAGGAUGUAAAUAAACAAUCACCCGCAAUUAAACUAUGCAGUGUUACGAAGGAAGCUACAGUAAAACGAUUUGUAGAGCUUUCAAAAGAGCAAGAUUCUGCUACAGAUGUACAAACAUUAAAUCCUGAUCACGAAGAUACAGCAACUAUGCAAGUACAACCAGUCAAUGAUUUCUUUAUUACAGAAGACAAUCAAAGUUAUCAAGAGAAAUAUACCAAUGCUUCAAAUUUGUAUACGAAAUUUGAUACUCCAGCCAGAAUACUUCGUUCAAGUAAUCAAAUCAAAACGCAAAAUGCAAGGUCUGAGAAUAAUAUAAAAAAAAAUAAAACCCAAAACCAUAAUCAGUUAAAGAAACAAUUGAGAAGAGAGAAGAUGGUUGACCAUAAUAAACAUUUAAAUAAACAAUCUACUUCUAUUAAACAAGAAAAAAGAACAUCUGAUAGGAUCAAUAAGAGCAUAAACAAGAAUAAUCCAAACAAUGCCAAUGACAAAGGAAAAACUAUUGAUUUGCAUCCAUCCUGGUUGGCUAAGAAAAAGCAGCAGGAAGUAAUGAGUCGAGGAUUUCAAGGAAAGAAGAUUGUAUUUGCGGAUGAUUAAAUAAUUAUGGUUUUCUAUAUUUUUAACAAUUUACAAGUUGCUCUCAGAAAAAAGAAAGAGGAAAAAUAAACUGCAAGCUUUGUAUGGCACAUUUUGCAUACAAUGGACAUAACGAUCAUGCAACUAUUGAGUAAAAAUCACCUAAUUGGUACAUAUCUUUAGAUUUAUUAAUUAUAUCUUUCUUUUGAAAAUCGAUUACUCAAUCGUUAUGCUUAUUGUAUGCAGCUAUUGCUCGUUUAUAAUGUGCAUUUGCUUUGUUGAAAA
Molecule: messenger RNA, 1955 nt
Organism: Harpegnathos saltator (Jerdon's jumping ant)
Lineage: Eukaryota; Metazoa; Arthropoda; Insecta; Hymenoptera; Formicidae
Product: serum response factor-binding protein 1
Exons: 2
Coding region: 426-1691 (421 amino acids)
Biological process (GO): maturation of SSU-rRNA
Cellular component (GO): nucleus; 90S preribosome
Source: RefSeq, a predicted model, not a curated record